Messenger RNA from Rhagoletis zephyria (snowberry fruit fly), 1002 nucleotides. NCBI's taxonomy places the organism in Eukaryota, Metazoa, Arthropoda, Insecta, Diptera, Tephritidae. The record is from RefSeq and is a predicted model, not a curated record.
AUGAAGUCGUAUGAUGAGGUGCCUGUCGUCUACGAUGACUACAAGCCACCAAAGAGUGCUGAUGGCCGAGUUCACCUGAGUAAUCCUCAUCUGGCUGACCUUGAGUCUGACACGCUGUACCACUUGGCCCUGGGGACGAGCACGCACAACUUGGAAGACAUGUUCGGCGACGUCAAGUUUGUCUGCAUGGGUGGUACGGUGAAGCGGAUGCACGAGUUUGCCAAGAUGGUCGCCCGCGAGCUUGGUCUGGAUGGCGGUGAGGGUGAUGCUCCACUUGUUGAUCUGACGGCUGCAUCCAAUCGCUACUCAAUGUACAAAGUUGGCCCCGUUCUGUCCAUUUCGCAUGGCAUGGGCGUUUCAUCUUUAUCGAUACUAAUGCACGAAAUAAUCAAGCUGGUGUACUACGCCAAGUGCACCAACGUGGUCUUCUUCCGCAUUGGAACUAGUGGGGGCAUCGGUGUGCCGCAGGGCACCGUGGUCAUCACCCAACAGGCAGUGGACGAACUGCUUCGACCAUUCUACGAGCUUCACAUUCUCGGGAAAAUAGUCCGCCGACCGACUGACAUGAACGAAGAACUGAUUGAAGAGCUUAAAGCCUGUGAAAACAGCGACAGAGCAACCAGCGAGUACCAGACAGUGGUUGGAAAAACGAUGUGUGCCAUGGACUUUUACGAAGCACAGAACCGCCUAGACGGCGCCUUCUGCAGCUUCACCCUGCAGGAGAAGAUGAGCCGACUGAAGGAGAUCAGUGAGGCCGGUGUGGUGAACAUCGAAAUGGAGGCGAUCACCUUUGCGUCGAUGUGCCGAAGUGCGGGCAUUCCCGGUGCCAUCGUCUGCGUGACACUGAUCAAUCGUCUGGAGGGCGAUCAGGUGAACACUAGCAAGGCGUACCUGGAGAAGCUGCAGCAGCGCCCACAAGAACUGGUGCUCAAGUUCAUUAAGAAGCGCCUGCAGAUGAUGUCCAACGGAGUGAAUGGAAGCACUUCGGAGGAGCAUCACUAG